AUGAUUCUGAAGUCCUGCAGUUUUCAAAAAGCUUCAGCCUCCGAAGCAAAAACAGCCGGGGUGGCCGGUCGGACCGUGACGAAGCCGCUCACUCCUUGUCACCAGGCGAAUCACACCAAAGGCGAGCGAGCGAUUCAAGAAAUCUCUGCCUCGGCAGCAAACGAAUCUGGACCCGGUCCAUUGGGUCUCAAUGUGGUAUAUUCGCCAGAAACCGAACGCAAAGUAGACAUCGUCUUCAUACAUGGACUGGGAGGGAGCAGCAGAUGGACGUGGUCGAAGAACAAGGAAUCUGAUCUUUUUUGGCCUCUCACAUUUCUUCCACUAGAGUCAGUUCUCUGCCGAGCGAGGAUUCUCAGUUUCGGGUACAAUGCAAACUUCCGCAAAUCAGGGAAUGCGAGCACGGUUGUCCUGGAUUUCGCUAAAGAGCUACUAUUUGAUCUGAAAUUUGCAAAGGAUGAACGGAACGAUGAUCUGCGAAUGGGCUCUGUGCCACUUCUCUUCGUGGUACAUAGUAUGGGAGGUUUGAUCGCCAAGGAGGCAUAUAUGCAGGGUCUGAAUGACCCGGGAUACAAGAAAAUCAUCUCGGCUAUCUCAGCAAUCCUCUUUCUUGCCACUCCGCACCGCGGCACCAAUCUAGCAGACAUUCUCAAUCGAAUCCUCCAGACUACUCUUGUCAGCACCCCGAAGAAAUACAUUUCUGAGUUGUCCACAGAUUCGUUCACUCUGCAAAAGCUUAAUGAGCAGUUCCGACAUGUCGCCCCAAAACUUGAUAUCGUAUCUUUCUAUGAGACACAGGCCACCUCGAUUGGAUUCAAGGGGGCUCGAGUUAUGAUAUUGGAGAAGGACUCAUCUGUGCUCGGCUAUCCCGGGGAAACGUCAAAGGCAAUCAGCGCGGACCACCAUAAUAUUUGCAAAUACGAAAGUCCCCUCGAUCCGAAUUACAUCACUGUCAGAAAUGUACUGAAGUCAAUUGUCGAUAAAAUAAUACUGGCAGCACAGAAGGCCCAGCCAGACAACUCUGACAGGAGAAAGUCAGUUGAUUUGAAGUCAAUAUUAGCUAUCCCCGAAUUACCAGAUGUGGAUUACAUAUUUUUCAAAGACCAAUGGACACAAGGCACCAAUCUCUGGUUUUUGGAUGAAACAGCCUACAAAGAAUGGAUCAAUCCCGAGCGAUCAACAUCCGGGGUGCUCUGGGUCAGCGGCGGGGCGGGGACUGGAAAGUCCGUUCUGUCAUCCUUCAUCAUUGACGGAUGCGUCCAGCAGGGGAGAUUAUGUCAAUAUUUCUAUAUCCGAUACGGGGACAAAAAGAAGCGUACUCUCAGCCUUCUACUACGAUCUAUCGCCUAUCAGAUCGCCCAGAAGAUACCGGGUUUUCACGAAGGGCUCUCCGGCAUUGCUGAUCAAGGUUUCGAUCUUGAAGGCGCAGACCCGAAGACAAUUUGGGAACGUGUAUUCAAGUCGGUUCUGUUCAAUACUUCCUGUGAAGAACCGAUUUUCUGGAUAAUUGAUGGGCUAGAUGAGUCUAUUGAUGCUCGUGCAGCUAUCAAGCUAUUUUCCGAUAUUCACCUAUCAAAGUUCCCGAUUCGAAUUCUUCUCCUGGGCCGAAGCACCUCAGAAAUCACGACUGCACUGAGAAAACUACCGUCAAGCGUGGACCAAGCCCAGAUAUGUAUCGAGGGACAUCAAGAUGAUAUUUAUGCCCAUAUUGAGCAAGAGCUCAGUAUGUCUGGUGGUGCGGAUCUUAGAAAAGUGGUUAUCCGACGGUUAGUAGAAGGUGCACAACGAAAUUUUCUGUGGCUUCGACUGGCGGUUGAACGACUGAACCUAUGCCAUACACUCUCUGAUGUUGAUCGAGCUUUCAACGAGCUCCCUCGGGGGAUGGAAGCGUUGUACAGCCGGAUGGCAAAGUCUAUUACGCAGAACCCUUCACGGUCUGGUCGCAAUCUCGCGUUAACCAUUCUACAAUGUGUCACUUGUUCUUCGCGAGUUCUGAAUGUUGCCGAACUGUACCAGGCAUUGAACAAAGAUCACACCGAUAUGUUGGAUCUUCAACAAUCCAUCGGAGAGCUUUGCGGUGGAUUCGUGAUCGUCGACAACAGCGGCAAAGUUAGUAUGCUUCAUCACUCCGCACGCGAAUACCUCCUCAACGUCGAAGAUGGUCCUUCCGUUAUCAAUCGUGAUGCUGCUCACGAACAACUGUUUUUGAGCUGUAUGAGAUGUCUCAUGUCAACCGGUAUUCGCGCUCGGAUCACCCGGAACGAAAUGCCAGAGUUUGUCGAAUACAGUGCCACCUGGUGGUCAUCCCAUUUGGCCUCGAUCACUACCCCUAAUGAAAAUGUCCAGAUCAUCGUCAGGAGAUUUCUAACGAGUCAUUGGGUCUUGGUCUGGAUCCACGCUCUUGUCGUGACAAGGAAGCUGAGGAUUCUUAUUCGAGCGUCGAAGUGCUUAUCGAAAUACGCCACUGCAAGUCAAAAUGUUAGCGUCGAAGGAUCCAGCGAUGUCACACACAUGGUUGAGCACCAGUUCCUUGAAAGUUGGGCAGUGGACUUUAUGAAAAUUGCCGGUAAGUUCGCUACCAACCUGCGGCGCAACCCCGAAGCUAUCUACAAACUCGUUCCUCCUUUCUGCCCUCGCAACUCGGCCAUUUAUCAGCAGUUUGGGAAGUCAGAGCACAAAAGCCUAGCCGUACUGGGUCUUUCCACACAAAAUUGGGAUGACUCACUUUCCCGUCUUUCCUUCGGCAUUGGCACCAAUGCAUCGUCUAUACUUGCAGCCGGGUCUCAAAUUGCCGUCCUUGCCCCGCCGGGGAAUGUAUUCAUCUACAACUCCUCGGAUUUCGAGGAAGCAGCUACAAGUCCGAUCAUACAUGGAGAACGGGUGUAUCGAAUGGUAAUGAACGGAGCGGGAAGUCUACUGGUGACCUACGGCUUCAAGUCUGUGAAAGUGUGGGAGACAUCAACAGGCGCCUGCAAACUAUCCAUCGCAAAUCUCGAAUCCCGACCAAGACCACUUGCUAUAAUCUUCGUGCAGAACGACAGGUUACUUUUGGUGGGUUCGGAUGAUCGCCGAAUUCGAUCGCUGGACUUGCAUGAUGCGGCUCCUGAAUGGCAAAUUAUUGCGAAGCUCGAUGAGCCUCAGUUAGAGGGCAAUUUUCUCAACGCUUCUAGCUACAUGGCCAUCAAUAACGAAGGUAGCCUGAUAGCCGUCGCAUAUAGAGGCCAUCCACUCUCGGCAUGGGAGAUUGAUGGACCAAUUCAUAUCGACCAUUGCUGGCGGGCCAGAGGUCAAGUGGCAAGGGGUGAGGUCAUGGAGGCAGUCUGGCAUCCGCAUUACCCACAGCUUUUAGGUCUCUAUAUUGAAGGUGUCGUCUUUAAAUGGGACCCUUAUGAGGGAAACCUCGAGGAAAUCGGAACAGGCGCUACCACCUUGGCAAUCAGCAGGGACGGAAAUUUGUUUGCCACUGGCGAUGUCCAGGGAACGAUCAAAGUCUACACUACGUCAGAGUUCCGGCUCUUGUAUCAGCUGGCGUCCCAGGAUGCUGUUAUUGAUUUGGAGUUCAGCCCAAACAUCCAUCGCCUUUAUGACGUUCGUGGUGACUAUGGGACAGUAUGGGAGCCUAACGCAUUAAUGCGGUAUGAAGAACGACUGGAAAGAUCGCUGGAUGGUGACGGCGACAGCGCCAGCUUCGGUCAGAGCUCCACGGUUUCCAUGGGUGCAUCACGGAGGGUUGACUCAGUUACCUCCUUGGCUGCAUCGCCACUUGGCCGGCUUUACUGCAGUGGGACGGAGUAUGGAGCCGUUCAACUGUUUGAUCUCCAACGUGGGAAGCUCUUCGAUAUUCAGGAUUCCACUUUGUUCCUGGGAAUCGAGCAAAUGACAUGGAGCCCCAAUGGUCGAUGCAUUGCCUUCUCCGAUUCAAGCCAGAAUAUUUUUAUCGCGUUGAUCUCCCUGCAGAUAUCCGAAUCCGCUGUUGAGCGGUUGAUUGAAAGAUCAAUGGAAGGUGAUACAGAUGGGCCCAUCAUGCAACUCCUAUUCGGACCCGACUCAAGUCAUCUUCUAGUGUCGACGCCAUCGACUUUGCAUAUCAUUUCGUCACUGUCAGGCGCUGUGGAGUAUCAUCUGCAAGACUUGAAUGAUGCGUAUAAAUGGAUUAUCCAUCCUCAAGACACAUCUCGCAUUGUGGGGGUUGGACCGAAAUCAGUCACCAUUUGUGACUGGAGCUUGAACCAGAAAUCAACCUACGACCUUCAGUUUCAAUCUACGGAGGAUCUUUCGUCUAUGCUGGAGGCAGGCUCAUAUACUAGCGAGGUCGAUCACGUACGUGUAACCCAGGACAAACGCCAAAUCUUUGUUCAGAUGUCUGUGGGCGAAGGACUUAAAGACAAAAUGUUCUUUCACUUCGCGACAUCUUUCAUUUCAAAUACUCCAGAUUCAUACUCCGAGAAUCAUAAGGGCAUAUCCGCUGCCGUUCUUCCAAAGACAUUCGCAUCUGAGAUCGCUUUGUCCCUCGGCUUUCUUUCACACGAUCGUCUUGUCUUUCUCUCAAAGGCAUACUCUAUCUGUUGGUCGAAAAUACCGUUUGGCCUCAACCGGAAUGAACAACUCCAACCAUCUCAUCACGCAGUUUCUAUGUCCAGAUCUUCAAGCGAUGCCAGCAGUCCUCGAUCUCAUCACCAAACUAGAGAAAUAUUUUCCCUCCCCGGGGACUGGAUAAGUCGGGAUUGUGUAGCUUUGUGUAGCAUUUGGACAAGCGAAAGUGCUCUCCUUUCUCCGAGAAACGGAGAGAUUGCAGUGGUCAAAUCCGUCGGUCUGACUUGA
Molecule: messenger RNA, 4818 nt
Organism: Penicillium waksmanii
Lineage: Eukaryota; Fungi; Ascomycota; Eurotiomycetes; Eurotiales; Aspergillaceae
Exons: 6
Coding region: 1-4818 (1605 amino acids)
Molecular function (GO): protein binding
Source: RefSeq, a predicted model, not a curated record